This is a messenger RNA of Ictalurus furcatus (blue catfish), 6159 nucleotides long. RefSeq names its product suppressor of cytokine signaling 5b (gene socs5b). Lineage: Eukaryota; Metazoa; Chordata; Actinopteri; Siluriformes; Ictaluridae. The coding region runs from base 856 to 2529 and encodes 557 amino acids. Gene Ontology annotation, cellular component: phosphatidylinositol 3-kinase complex. Gene Ontology annotation, biological process: phosphatidylinositol phosphate biosynthetic process; intracellular signal transduction. Gene Ontology annotation, molecular function: 1-phosphatidylinositol-3-kinase regulator activity. The transcript has 2 exons. The record is from RefSeq and is a predicted model, not a curated record.
ACUGUAAAUCGCUUUGGAUACAAACAACUGCCAAAUGAACUGAUGUAGAUGAAUAUUUUAUUUGUUGAAGACACAGUAGCACAAACCAUGACUUUCUAACAACAUUCAGAAGGCUAUGCAAGUAUUUCGCAAUAAUAAUAAUAAUAAUUAGUAAAUCAGUAUACACUUAUCCAUCACUACACAUAUGAACGUACAAUUGCAAAGGGAUAUUAGAAUAAAGAAUUAAACUUAAAUAAUAAAAAAAAAUCAGUAAAAAAAAAGUGUCAAACAGGAAGAUUCACGCAUGUAUUGUCUUGGAUCUCCACGUUUUCAGGAUAGCAACCGAAGCGACGCUCUCGCCUUCUUCAAGUUGAUUGGCCAAUCCUCACGCCCGUCACUACGCCUCUGACCAAUCCGCUGUCUCCAUUCAUGCGCACCAUUGGAGCCGCGUUUCCCCUUCGCUGGUUUCCCAGAACUCGGCCCCGCCUACGAGCUCACGUUAUUCGCCUCAUGCUCGCCUAGCGACCGUCAUAUUGGCUGUCAAGAAAGAAGGAAGACACCACCGAUAGACGAAGGCUCAAAAAAAUCUGGCCCUGGAUCAAACGGGCAUUGCAGAGCGCCACAAUUAUAUACAAUUAAAAAAAAAAGUUUUUCCUCGUGUACGUGUUACAAAAACACGGACCUCGGGAAUGCCCAGUCGAGAUCUCGCGCGUUAUAACCGCCUCGGGAAAGCUUCUGCACAAGAGCUCCGAGUCUGACAUCUUUACAUAGCCAUUUUUUUUCUUUCUUUUUUUUUUUUUUUUUUUUUUUUUUUAACAGACAAAAGAGGGCUACGGACCCGCCGACCGAGCUGUCCGAGGGCCUCGUCUCCAAUCUAUGGAAAAAGUGGAAAGGAUGUGGAGCAACCUUAGAAGCAGAUGUCAAACCUUCUUUAACACUAGUGACUCAGAAGCAAGUGUAUGGAAUAUGGACAUGGAUCGCGUCCACUGUGUGAUGGACAUAGGUACACCUUCUCAUGGAGUACACACAGGUGAGGAUGAUCAGGGCCCUGCUCCUUCACAGGUUACUUUAGGAGGCGGGGGACAUAGAGGCCACAACUGCGUGGCAGAUAGUCCCCAAUUUGUUGAGAUCACAAUUGACAAAGAAAGUGAGGAUACACGAAGGGUCCCACUUGUGCGUAGAGAUUCUUAUUCCCGGCAUGCUCCUUGGGGAGGUAAGAAGAAACACUCUUGCUCCACUAAGACACAGAGCUCCCUGGAGGGAGACAGGCGGACAGGACGAUCGAGAGGCGGCUCGAGCAGGCGGGAACGUUGCUAUGGGUCCAGCUCCAUCCAAGAAGUGGGUGAUUCUGGAGGAGGGGGCAGUGGGCGGAGCUUAAGCGCUCGCUCUGUCCGGCAGCGGCUGAAGGACACUGUAGGCUUAUGCUUGCCCCUGCCAUCACCCCACCGCCUUCGGUCGACCAAGAGCCAGGUUUCCUCCAAGCGCAAGAUCCACAUAACAGAGCUGAUGCUGGAAACUUGCCCGUUUCCACCGGGCUCCGAUCUGGCCAACAAGUGGCAUCUCAUCAAGCAGCACACAGCACCAGUCAGCCCACAUUCCUCCACUGCAAUGCUGGACGCUUUUGACUCAACACGUCCCUCCCCAGAGGAUGAGGAGGAGAGACUCCGUGAACGACGUAGAUUAAGUAUAGAGGAAGGUGUUGAUCCUCCUCCAAAUGCACGGAUUCACACACUGGAGGCCACAUCACAGAGAGCUACAGUUUAUAAACUGGGACCAAAGAUGGCCCCCUGUUCUGGAGAAGGACAUGGGGAGGUCAAAAAUUCGGGGGCUGGAACAGUGGGUUUGUCCGGGAUAAUGGCCCAAGUUGGGGCGAGCAUGGCAGUGCCAUCCCAGCCUGUUGACUGUGAUUCUGAGGAGGACUCGACCACUCUGUGUUUACAGGCACGGAGGCCUAAGCAAAGACAUGCUUCUGGAGAUGGGCAUUCCUCCAAACAGCAAGGACCCUGGAAGGUUCACACACAGAUUGAUUUUAUCCAUUGCUUGGUGCCUGAUCUACUGGCCAUCACAGCACUUCCUUGCUACUGGGGAGUAAUGGAUCGCUACCAGGCAGAGGCACUGUUGGAUGGCCGACCAGAGGGCACCUUUCUACUACGUGACUCUGCCCAGGAGGACUAUUUAUUUUCUGUCAGUUUCCGCAGAUACAACCGUUCUUUGCACGCACGCAUUGAACAGUGGAACCACAAUUUUAGCUUUGAUGCACAUGACCCCUGUGUCUUCCACUCUUCAACAGUCACAGGUUUGUUGGAGCAUUACAAAGACCCAAGCUCCUGUAUGUUUUUUGAGCCAUUGCUCACAGUCCCCCUACACAGGACCUUUCCUUUCAGCCUGCAGCAUCUGGCGCGUUCUGCCAUCUGCAGUCAGACCACCUAUGAUGGCAUUGGUGCCCUGCCACUGCCACCAGCUAUGCAGGAUUUCCUCAAGGAGUAUCACUAUAAACAGAAAGUGCGUGUUCGCUGGCUAGAAAGAGAACCACCUUUCAAGGUUAAAUAAGCCCAGGCUCUAAGGCUAAUAUAGGCAUGAUCGUUGAAGGCAAGAGAUUCUGCCAAUAGUGUUGGAUCAGAUCAACAGCAAGAUUUAGGCAUAUGGCAUAUGUACAUUUUUUUUUAUAGUAAAUACUUUGAAUAUGUGGUUGGUAAUAAAUCAGUAUGUGCUAUCUGACAAACAUGUUUAUUUGCUGAUCAGGACUGGAUUGAAAUGGUUUAUUCCUCACUGCUCAGUUUCUUUGAUGAUGGCUAACGGAUAUGCUUCAGCCUGCCUGCUAAAAUGUCUGCAUACUGCUACAUUCUCUCUCCCAUUUUACCUUAUAAUGGUCCCAGGACAUUUACUAUUAAAAUGGAAAAACAACCGAGAUAAAUGCUCUUUUUUUAAUUUUUUUUUAAGCGUGCUAAGUCAUAAAGUUACAUUCCUUAAAACUAAUAUUUAGACGUAUAGAACAAGAUUCAUUACAUUAAUCAUGGUUAAUUUACCAGCAACAAAACCAUAACCUUAUAGACAGUCAGGUUUUAUGAGGCAGAGUUAACACUGGUCAGCAACUUUUAACACUGGGCUUGUCUCUUUAAUGCCUAGUACAAAAGUACCACGCAAAGAGAAGGAAAUUACCAGCAAGAAAUAUUUCCUGUUAUCCACCAGCUAAACAGAGAGGACUUCGAAAUACACAGACAUGUGUGAUGUGCUAUAUGGCAGAGGCUGCAUUGUCAACUCUCAUCACAAUCACCAUAUAAAAUAGCCCAUUGCUGUGUUUCUUUUUGUGAGUAAGGGGCAAACAGGCACCUUUUGAGCAUGUUCAAUUUAGACAUGUGCAGUAUCAGAUCAUGAGUGUUAUUACUUCAACCCUACAUGGGUUCAUAAGAGUCUGUCACUGUCUACUCCCAAACUGUAUACUGGUGGUCUGUGUUUCACACUGAUCUACGUUGUCUAGUUAGUCCUUUUUUAAAUUGUUAAAUUUGUCUGUGGUUUUAUGGGGAAGAAAUAAGUUAUAUUUGAGGCUUGUACCUUCACCUCACUAUGACUGUCUUCACUGUAGACACAGCAUAUAAAGAUGCCAUUUGUACACUUUGUUAUUAGUAUUAAUGACCUGUUUUUUUCUUAUCAAUUGUGGUUAGUUCCAAUUACAUUGCACUUUUACCCAUUGUGGAGCAUAUUACUUCAGUAUGCUUCCUGUCAUAUUUUUGUGUGCACUAAAGAGUGAUAUUCAUGUAACACUGUAACAAAUUAUGGCUUAGCUAACUCUUUUAAUCAUAUAGCCUAAGGGCGCUUUCACAACUAAUAGUCUGUUUGCUGAGUCCAAAUUAGCGUGAAUUUGAUACAUUUUGUUCGUUUCACAAUGCACAUAAGUGAACUGACCCCAAAUGCAAAAACAUUUUGGCUGAGGGGCAUGUAUGUCUGAAAAGUUACUUGUAAAACUCAUUCAUUCAUUGGUCAGAAAUACACAAGUGCAUGUACGAAUCACAAAAAUCACACGAGCAUGGAGAACACUGAGACGGAGCUAAAUAAACAGUUAGCUAAUUAUACAAAUAACAUUUUGUCUGUCACAUCCAGCAUUAGCAGCUUGCAUCUGCAAAAACAAAAUGUUACCCGCAACCCAUAAUACACAGCAUGUUUGGUUUUCUUCCUGCAGUCGGGUCCAUUCAGGGUUUCUCACUGCAGUCAAAACGUACUAGAGUUCAUUGGAAACAGACUGAGACCGCCUAACUCAGUUGGUGUCAGACAGGUUGUUCUGGUCCAAACCUGAGUGUGAUUGCUGUGGUCUCACUCUCACUGCCUAAGUGAACCUUACAGAGGGGGACAAUACACUAGUGCUCAAUUGAAACAGACUAAAUGCUGUGUUACGUGAAAGCAUCCUUAGAUUAAAUAGUUGGAAAGUUUAACGAAUAUUUUUGAUACAGGACAAAUAUAGGCCAACCUAAAGUCAAGUCUUCAGUUUAGUGUUUUAAGAGUUAGGUAGUAUAUUAAUAUGGAAAGCUGCUCAGGUCAACUCAGAGUUUAUCUUAUGCAUAAUACUGUGCUACAAUAGAAGUGAUUGGUUAGUGUUUGUGUUUUUGAGGAUCAUCGACCAAAGUUGUGUUUGUGAGCUUUACCUGGCUGUAUUUGAGAGGUUUCCAACAUGUCUCGCUAAUAUUUUAACCAAUGCAACGUUUCCAAACUGGGUAAAUUUGUUGUAAGUAAUAUGCUUUUAUUGCAUUUGGAAGUGUCUGCAGGAACCUGAUUUAUGGAUGAAAAAAAAAACAGGAUUUAAGGCCUUUAUAUCUUCCCUAUUUACACUUUCAAUGACUGACCUCAGUGACUCCACACACACACAAAAAAAUCUGUUAGAGUUGUGUUGUGUGUGCUGAAAAUUAGGAGGACUGUAAUUUAAUAAGGUGUUGAUUUAUUUCAAGUUAGUCCCUAAAUUCUUAAUGACAACUUGUGCCUUAUUCCUUCCGUCUCCUGCUUUCACACUCAGGUUUUGUACUUUAGAACGAUGUGGCCUGAUCAUACAGACACAUGGGUCUUUCUGUGCUACCACUCAGCAAAUGAGCCUCUCCUGGCAGCGUUGCACCCUGCCCUGCCCUACAGGCACUAAUCACAGACUAAAUUUACUAACCUAGCCUCUAAAUUUACCACCUGCUAAAAGGACCAGUCUGUGUUUCUUGAUGGGCUCUAUGAAAAUAUAGAGUAGAGGGACUUUUUUUUUUCCUUCCUCCCCAGUCCAACCACAUCCUCAGCAUCACCGUCUUUUUCGGAUAUGUUGAGCUGAAAGCAGAAAUGCUGUUGUUUGUGUAGUCUGCCUGGCUUCCACACUGUUUGGGCGCUAUGCUAAAGUUAGCAUUAGCAAGAGGCUAACACAGGGCUCCAUUGAAACAUUUUGAGCACCCUGUUGUCUUGCUGUUGGCAGCAGGGUGGAGUUUAAAACCUCAAUUAGCCAUUAUUUGGUUAAGGGUUGAAACAGUAUGUUUAAUGGCCAGUGGCCAUUGGAUAUUUGGGUCACUCCUUGUCUUCAGGCAUUGUUAGCUGAUUUUGAAAUAGUCUAAGAUGGUGAGCCGAGGUGACACAAAGUUUUUUUUUUUUUUUUUUUAAAGUCACUUUUAAAGUGUGCCUCGAAAUUAUGAUCUAAAACUGUGGGGUUUUCUGUAUCGAAUGACUCGUAUAAUCUGAAAGCAGCUUCUCUGUACUGGAGAAACUGUUCAUACACUUUGUUCCCUAUGGGAAAGUUGCAUGUGUCAGACAUAGCAGUGCCACAUGUUGCCCAUAUGAACUGUAAAGCAGGCUCUGUGCCAUGAUUACAGAAAAAUAAGGGACGUCGGCUCUCUGCUUUCUUCACAAACAUGCUUAUAUAAUGUUCUGUUUUGCCCUAUAAAGUGAGGCCUAGAUGUUUUUGUUGGUAUGAGAUUUAAAGAUUUAUUAAGAAGAAUAACUUUUAAGAUUGACUAUGAGCCUUCAGUACUACGUAGAGGAGGAACAUGGUCUCCAGAAAGUCUCAGCCAACCCUAACCUUUGAUCUUAGAUUAACUUUAGCUUGGCUUUAUAUUAUAUGUGUUUGUGUGUAUGUAUGUAUGUAUGUAUAUGUGUGUAUAUAUAUGUAUGUAUGUAUAUGUGUGUAUAUAUAUGUAUAUAUGUAUGUGUGUGUAUAUAUAUAUAUAU